Messenger RNA from Mucor mucedo, 2494 nucleotides. Its product is annotated as TIP-1 family-domain-containing protein. NCBI's taxonomy places the organism in Eukaryota, Fungi, Mucoromycota, Mucoromycetes, Mucorales, Mucoraceae. Bases 26 to 2362 code for a protein of 778 amino acids. The transcript has 10 exons. The record is from RefSeq and is a predicted model, not a curated record. Gene Ontology annotation, cellular component: Dsl1/NZR complex. Gene Ontology annotation, biological process: retrograde vesicle-mediated transport, Golgi to endoplasmic reticulum; regulation of ER to Golgi vesicle-mediated transport; endoplasmic reticulum to Golgi vesicle-mediated transport.
GUUUCUUUUUCCGUUUUAUUAUAAAAUGACCAGUUCACAAGAUUUGCAGUUAUUUUUAAAUUCGAAUAUAACGACAGAUGGAGACUUAAACUUAGAUAAGAUUACAGGUUUGCUUGCUCUGAAGAGAGCAGAACAAUCGAAACUCGAUGCCAAGCUUCAAACAUUGACUGAUAGUACAAGAUCUCUGUUGAACACUUCCUUGAAGGAAUCCCAAACACACCGCACAUCACUCAUACAGCUUGAAAAUUCUUUCGCAGAAACCGUAAAGAAUAUCGACCAAUUUGUUGAGUCUAGUAAAUCACCCUUACUUGAUACUUUGAGUACGCUGGAACAAAAUUUAAGGACAAUUGAAAAUGCAAAGAGCUACGUUAAGGCACUUCUGAUUGUCUCGGAGCUAAGCUCGCAGGCAUUAACGCUCGUACAAACCGAACCAGAUAAAGCGAUGACACCUUACACCCAACUUGUGAAAUUUGAGCAACACGUCAAUCAGCAAUCAAUGGAUCAGUACAAUGAUUUAUCACUGCAUUUGAAAAAAAGCCGAAUUCGUCUUAAGGAAGAACUUGAUGCGGUUUUAGCAAAGAACUUUAAAGAGAGUUUGGACGCAUUGUCUUGGCCAACACCUAUAAAACCACCUUACGGACCACAACUUAAACCAAAACUGAAGGUAUUUGAAAAGGCUUUCCGAAAUUUAUUGAUUUUACAACAAUCAUCUCAAGAUUUUAAAAUAGAAGGCGAGUUUAUAUUAUCGCCUCUGUCUAUUAUGUUAGAAGGACUAUCACUGAGGUUUAGAUUUCAUUUCGAGACAUCCAAGCCCACAAACCGUAUUGACAAGCCUGAAUGGUACUUACAACAUGUCAAAAACACGAUUUCAACCCAUUUACCAUUUUUGAUGACAACCAUUCAACCCAUUCUAGAAUCAAGCAAAGAAUAUUUACCUCAUAAAGUCUUUAUCAAGGAUCAAUUUAUUUCUGGUUUAUUAAAAGAUGUGACCAGAAAAUUGCAACAUACAACACCCCAAUUAUUAAAUCAACCCAGCUGGCUCAGCCAUACGAUCAGUCAAGUUUUGCAGUUUGAUAAAAGUCUUCUGGAUGAUUUUGCUUAUGACCAGCCGAUUUCCAAUGUUGUGUUAAGUAACCCAGCCUGGUUUAAUGCAUGGUUUGGAGCAGAAAAGUCAUUUGCUCAAGCAAGAUACGAUGAAAUCAUGUUGGAUGGAAAAGCAUUUGAAAUUUAUGCGGAGGAUGAUCUAGAGAAACCCACUGCUGAUUCAAAAUCGAUUAAGCGCACUAAAUCAGCCGUUCGUCUCAUCAACUUAUUGGAGAAUAUCACAAGUGCUUACAAUUUGGUCCCUGAUAUCGCACAAAAGUUCAAAUUUUUAGUGGAAAUUCAAUUGGAUUUAUUGGGUCAAUAUCAAAAACGUUUGUCAACAGCGAUUGAUUCAUUUGAAGCGUUGAGUUUAAUAAGAUCUGUGCCUGUACCCGGUGCACUCCCCGAUUCAGUAACGGGUGUCAUGACCUCUACGGAGACAGGUGGUAUUGUUUCUGCUUUACAUCGUUUAUAUAAAUGGUGGACUAGUGCUAGAUCAAUUAUGGAUGUACUGAAAGAUUGGACGGAAGAUGAUUUCUUCCUUGAUAUGCAAUAUCAAAUUAGUCAGGAACCCAGUUGUAUUAAAGAGGUCUCACAAGAAAAUGAAAGAAGCAACAUGUUACGCUUAUCGCGUCUAGGACACAAUCAAUAUGAAGGAUUAUUUGAUGAUGCUAUCACUGCUUAUGAACAGUUAAUCAAGCGCACUGAGAAAAUUAUUGUUAAAAUGGCCAUUAAAGAAUGGAUGAUGGAUGCAAGGAAAUAUGCCAAAAAGGAUACAUGGUGGCAAACAUCUACUGAUACACCGACAGAAAUUUCGGAUGAGCUCUAUGAGCCACUUCAAGACUUGAGAGUGACAUGGAAUUAUUUACAUGGUAUUUUACCAGAAUACGAUUUCUUGAAUGUGUUUCGUCAAAGUCUUUUAGAAAUCGAGGACUGGUAUUGGAAAAACAUUAUUACACAAAGUCAAUUUUCGAGCGUGGGGGCAUUACAGUUGGAGACAGAUUUGAAGUUGGGUUUAUGGAAGAUCGGGCAGCGCUGGGUCCUCAAGCCAGAAAAUUUAACCAAGAAACUCAAAGAGGCCAUUCAACUGUUGACAUUGCCAUUUUCUUCCGAGAAGGAUUCGCUUUCUUGUGAUGUUUUGAUGAAGGCACUGGCCGAUACUAAUCAGUUAGAAUUUGUUCAAAAGACACUAGAAAAACUGGGUAUCGAAACUCUCAGCAACGGACAAAUCCGUGAUGUGUUGAGAAGAAGAAAUGAUAUGCUUUAUAGCUGGAAUUAAAUAAAAAUAUCUUUGGAGUACUUUUUAAGGAUUUCGUGAUAGAGAUUAUAAUAAUUAGGUUUGAGGCGAUUUAACGAUCGGUCAUGAAACUCUGAAACUGCAAGUGUGGGUGGAGACAAACCUGGGAAUGUA